AUGCCAACUGAGAGCAGAUACCAAGGCAUCUGGGACUUGCUGAACUCAUAUGAAAUUCGAGAUGUCAAAUCGCACGCUGAAAAGUGGACAUUUCAACAUGAUAUCCUAGGCUGUCUGCCGUUGGAGCUUGCAGGCCGUGUGGCGCAGCAUCUUGACCCGACAGACCUGUUUAUUCUUCGACGUGUCUCAAGACGUUGGAAUACCAUCCUCUCACAGAGAUAUGUGCUUUCUUCGUUUAUCCAUGCAAGGAUCCGACCACUUCAAAGGACGAUGCCAGUUCAGGACCUCGAGGACAUCAUCCAGACACGAUGGCGGCUCGAAACUGGCAAUCCUCUGGCAGAGAGAAGAUUUCCAAUAUCCACGCCCUUCCAAUUCAGUGAGAGCAAGUAUUGUUCCGGGUGGCUCGCCUUCUUUCCGGAGGAUCUCACAGAUCGCAACCAGCAAGUGGCAUGUGUGGAAAUACAGACUGGUGUAGUCAAAUAUUUCACAACGGACAACCGUGUGGAGCUGUAUGACAUUCAACUGACAGAUUUAUUGGUCUCGGCUGUCACAUCUAACGGGUACUGCUAUGUUUGGAACUACCGCCACCAUUUUUCGAAUGCGUGUAAUAUUGUCUUCGAAUAUGAAUCCACCAGCACAGUGGUUUUCUUUUGUUUUACCUCUGGUCGUGCUCGAACUAUCGACGUUGGGGCUAAGAUUCUGGCGUUGAAUCCAGCCAAGUCUUCCGAAAGUCAUUGCUCUACAUUCACCAUUCUCACCAUUGAACGAAAAGAUGGCCAGAAUAUCACUUCCUUCGAUAUCUCGCAAGAAGAACGGGGAGAAUAUCAGUUGCAGGUCAGGGUCAACCAGGGUGAGUCUACUAUGGCCGAAUGCCCUGUGUCGCAAACACAGGGCCUCCUAUCUCUCUUGUCGCCCUGGAUAGAAAGUCAUGGAGAUCAGUUGCAUACUGGUUCUAUUGUGGCAAGUGGAUCCAAAGUCUUUUCUGGGCAAAGAUCUAGCUACCUGCGAUUCAAUGGGCUGGUGAUCCAUUUCUCUCUGGGUCAUAGUGCUGGAAUCACUAUGCACUUCGUCCCAAGAAUUCCUCAUGAACUACCGUCAAUUCAUAUAUCUCACGGCCUGAUGUAUCUCAUUCGGAGGCGAUUCAGGGACUGUCUCGAGAUCUUUAUUGCCUCGGGUUUGAUGAUAUCUGACAUGCCAUCGGGGAUUACUGCGUACGACCUCACAACUCGUCCUGCAAAUAUGGUUGGAAAAGACAGACGGUACAUUUGCGAGGUUCAAGGAGAUGAUUCCUAUAUCCUCUUGAAUACAGAUUAUGGUGUCCGUGUCUGGAGUUUUGGGGAGCUAUUACUUGAUAGUUCUUAA
Penicillium brevicompactum is the source of this 1362-nucleotide messenger RNA. Its product is annotated as F-box protein. The record is from RefSeq and is a predicted model, not a curated record. Gene Ontology annotation, molecular function: protein binding. The coding region runs from base 1 to 1362 and encodes 453 amino acids. NCBI's taxonomy places the organism in Eukaryota, Fungi, Ascomycota, Eurotiomycetes, Eurotiales, Aspergillaceae. The transcript has 4 exons.